Messenger RNA from Hyaloscypha bicolor E, 1515 nucleotides. RefSeq lists its product as uncharacterized. The record is from RefSeq and is a predicted model, not a curated record. Bases 1 to 1515 code for a protein of 504 amino acids. The transcript is spliced from 2 exons. Gene Ontology annotation, cellular component: NuA4 histone acetyltransferase complex. Lineage: Eukaryota; Fungi; Ascomycota; Leotiomycetes; Helotiales; Hyaloscyphaceae. Gene Ontology annotation, molecular function: protein binding.
AUGGAGAGCAUUACUAAUACUUCGAUAUCAGUGCUUGGGCUCGCAGGGACUAAGCGUGCCGCGUCACCUACUCCAUUCGUGAGCCACCUACCCCCCCAACGUACCAAACACCAGCGAAAUUCUCAUGAGACCCAGAGAACUCGUUCCGCACCUGCAAGAAGCCCUCGUUCUGUCAUUUGGCAUGAUUUCCGAGAUCAAAUAUCCGAGAGUACCGAAGAUGCACGAGAACCAGAUCAUUAUCGGGGGGAGCUCACUGCGGAUCAUGAAGCUCGUCAAGAACAACCGUUAGCCUGUGCACCACCACAAAAUAACGAUGAGAACAGCAAGAUCCACAACUUCUUUACCAAAGGCUCGAUAUUUACACCGAGGGGGAUAGCGAACUUUCAGCGAGUCCAGGUUGAUGAGAGAAGUUCAUGCAAUCUGCUCCCUUGGUCGAUCGCGAUUACACUCGGGCUCAUUCUGUAUCCCAACAGCCUAGGAACAACAGCUACCUACUGCCGUCUCACUAUUCGCGUAGCAGGUGUUGAAACGGCAAUCAAUGCGAGAGUGCUUCACGGAUUGCACACCAUCCUGCUCGGCCGAGAAUGGAUCGAAAGCGUAAAUUUAUUGAGCGAUUUUGGCAAUAGGGGUUAUUAUAUCCCAAUCCCUCUUGCUAUCGAAGCUGAGGAGCCACUCAAUAGUGAUCGUUUAAUAGAUGGCCGUCCGUCUGGUGAUGAGCUCUCAUUGGACGAUGAGCCUCCAUCUGGUGACGAUCUCUCAUUGGAAUCUUCAUCUGGUGAUGAGAUCUUAUUGGGCGAUGGGCCUUCAUCUGAUGAGACAAUCCUUGAUGAAAAUCAACUCGCAACGACCAAUCAGGCUGAAGAUGAGCAUGAGAUCGAGGAUGAUGAGAAAGGUGAAGAGGACUCUGAUGCUGAUUCUCAGGAAACCAUAGAAUAUCAUCUUCUCGAAGCAUUCACCAGAGAUGCAAAAGCUGCAGACACAAAGGAAGUAGAAGACGAACUUCAACUUAUCAGUUCUCCCGGUAAUCAGUCAGAUUGCGUUGAAGCUAAAUCUGAGCGAGCAAUCUUCAGUCCACACUCGAUGGCAGCGACCCUCACAAAAUCCCAAGCGAAAGGAGUUCAGACUCCAGUUAUAAAACGUCAAUCCAAAGGGAUCACCAAAAUCUUAAAUCAUGUUAGCCGAACUCUAGCAGGCCAGAGCUUCAAGGCACCGGUGAAGCAGCUGUGGCCAGAGUAUGCGAACACUUAUGCUGCAAGGGUUCUUAAUCCAAUCGAUCUUGGCACUAUCGAGAUGAAGGUGAAGAAUGAUACGUAUCUUUCUAUAGAUGCAUUUAGAGCGGACAUUGCCCUUCUUUACCAAAACAGUGUCGACUUUAACGGUAUCGAGCACAUAAUCACCAGCGCGGCUCUUGAGGUCCGAGACACGAUACUCAAAGCAAUCAGUGACGUGGAGGAAGGCAAAGGGACGACGAGGGCAUCGAUUAGAGGGCUACAGGGUUCGAGAGGUGACAUGUAA